AUUGACAUAUCCUAGAUCUCAAUAUGACAGAAUCUAUAAAAGACUACCGAGUCAUAUCUGCCGAGAAGAAGCUUCAACAGCAGAGUAGGAUCCCGAAAGAAUGGCUUCUUCCCGAUAGCUACCUUGGAACUGCAAACUUAAUGGAUGUACCAUUGACCUGUGGAGUCUUGAGUAACGAAGAGUGUAACAUCACUUCCAACUUCGAUGCUACUGCAUUACUCGACAAGCUCAAAGCCGGCGAAUGGUCUGCAGAACAAGUCACAGUGGCCUUUUGCAAGAGGGCUGCUGUAGCUCAUCAGCUGACCAACUGUUUGACGGAGAUCUUUUUCGACGAAGCCAUUCAGCGGGCCCGCGAGCUUGACCGGGAGCGACAAUUGAAUACCGACAAAGACCUUCGACCUUUCCAUGGUCUUCCCAUAUCGCUUAAGGAUAGCUUCCAGGUGUCAGGACACGACACAUCGACCGGACUGGCAUGUUUUGUCAAUGAACCAGCAGAGGAACAUAGCGGUAUGGCAGCAAUGCUGGUCGAUCUGGGCGCUGUUCUCUAUUGCAAAACAAACCUUCCUCAGAUAAUCAUGAGUGGAGACACCGACAAUAACGUAUUCGGCAGAACAUUGAAUCCUCGCAAUACAAGCUUAACGGCUGGCGGAAGUACGGGUGGCGAGGGUGCUCUUCUCGCCCUCCGAGGAAGCAUUGUCGGUGUUGGUACAGACAUUGCUGGAAGCAUUCGUAUCCCUGCGGUCUGUAACAGGCUUUAUGGCUUCAGACCAAGUGUGGGAAUUGUACCACACAGCGGCGUGAGAGAUCUGACGGUCCCGGGAACGGAUGGUGUACGUUCGACAGCAGGACCCCUAGUCACAUCGAUUCGAGAUGCAGCACUGUUCCUGAAAACGAUCAUGCAGAUGGAGACUUGGAAAUAUGACAGUGCUGCGGUAUCAGUGCCUUGGACGAACUUGAGGCCCACCCAAAAAGUCAGGAUUGGUCUCGUGCUGGAUGAAGGCAUCUAUACUCCGUCGCCGCCGGUUCGGCGUGGCCUGAACAUGGCUGCUGAGCUCCUCCAACAGUCCGAAAACAUUAAGGUGGUUCCGAUCACUCUUCCCAGCAUCCAAGAGAUCUAUAGCGACACCAUCAAGUACUUCACACUAUUAGGAGGCCAACAUUACUAUGAGCUAUUUGAUCGUACCGGCGAACCAGAGAUACCCUCCCUCAAGGCUAUUGGGCUUCUCUCCAUGCCAGGUACUGACCUGCGUGGCUUCUUUGAUCUCAAUGUGCGCCGUCAAGCCGCAGCACGACAAUUUCAACAGCUCUUCCACGGAAAGAACCUAGAUGCGAUAUUGAUGCCUCCAGCACCACACACAGCUCUGCCUCACGAUCAAUGGACCUCGGCAACAUACACCGGCCUUUGGAACUACCUCGACUAUCCAGCAGUCGUGAUUCCUGUCGAUACAGUGUGCAAAUCCGAUCUUGCCGACGACAUCAGUAAUGCCAAAUAUGGCGCUGAGGAUGCUCGCUUGUAUAGUCUCUACACUGGACCUGAAGAUUACAAAGAUGCCCCGAUAUGCAUUCAACUGGUCGGAUACCAUCAUGCAGACGAGAAGUUGACUCAUACCGCCGCUUUGGUGGAUUCAAUCAUCAAUGGCAAAGCGUGA
Molecule: messenger RNA, 1649 nt
Organism: Aaosphaeria arxii CBS 175.79
Lineage: Eukaryota; Fungi; Ascomycota; Dothideomycetes; Pleosporales
Product: amidase
Exons: 4
Coding region: 24-1649 (541 amino acids)
Source: RefSeq, a predicted model, not a curated record